This is a messenger RNA of Hyaloperonospora brassicae, 351 nucleotides long. The record is from the annotation of a GenBank genome assembly. Lineage: Eukaryota; Oomycota; Peronosporomycetes; Peronosporales; Peronosporaceae.
AUGUUCGCCUCGCGCGUGCUCCGGAUGGCUGUGACGAAGACGUCGACGGGCCUCGUCGGUCUCAGCGUGAACCCCAAUGCGCGUCAAGACCUCGUUAAGCUCUACCGCCGGACGCUGGACGAGCUCAAGAUUCUUCCACCAGAGGCCAAGAACUACCGCAAUGCCGUCGAGCAGAUCACGAACUUUCGACUGAACGUCGUGGAGACGAACGACGAUGAGAACGUCAUUGAGCGUACGAUCAAUUGCGGCCAACUAGAGGAGCUGAUCGAGCAGGCAGAAGACGAGCUGAGUGUCAUUCCCGUGUACAUUGAGCACAAGCUAUGGGAGAGCCCGAUAGAGGCUGCCAAGUAA